Molecule: messenger RNA, 1954 nt
Organism: Panicum virgatum (switchgrass)
Lineage: Eukaryota; Viridiplantae; Streptophyta; Magnoliopsida; Poales; Poaceae
Product: F-box protein SKP2A-like
Exons: 5
Coding region: 519-1652 (377 amino acids)
Biological process (GO): SCF-dependent proteasomal ubiquitin-dependent protein catabolic process
Cellular component (GO): SCF ubiquitin ligase complex
Molecular function (GO): protein binding
Source: RefSeq, a predicted model, not a curated record
UCGCGUCCCUUUCUCUCUACCGCGGGAAAUUCGGGAUCGCUUGGUUCUGUUUUGCGAUUCGUCUGCUCCUGAUACUGAGAUUGCCUUCUGAGCUCCUGGUUGAAUCCAUCCAUGGGCCCUUUUCACCCGUAGCGUCGUGGUCUUCUAUGUUGCUGUCUGUGCUGUGCGCGAAAGCUACUGCAAGUCUGCAACGCCGGGGGAUUUGGAGUUGUUUUCCUGGAUAUUCCUUUCAUCCGGGUACUUGCGGUGGGUCCCUGUGUGCUGAGCGGAUGCUAUCUGCACCGGAUUUGCCACCGGGGAUUUGGGAUUUAUCGAUGGCCGUGACGGAUUUGCUCUUCCCAGGCUCGAAUCUUCCGAACCUUGGCUUGCUGUUUUGGUUUGUUAGAACUUGGCGUUGCAAAGCACGUCUCCCAUGCUUUUGCCGAAAAUUUCGGCACCUUGCCAAAACGAAGGCGUAGGUUUCCUUUCAAUUCAUAAACAAGGAUCAGUUCUACAAAUUAUCUUUGGUGGGCCAAAUUAUGGAUAGUGUGAAGCCACUGAGCGGAUUGAGCAAUUCGUUCGAUACUCUUAUGGUUUCUGGUGGUGUCGAGAUUAGGCAGGCUCAGAAUGGUGGCACUGAAACCAGCUUGACAGAUUGGAAAGACCUCCCCAUGGAGCUGCUCCUGCGGAUUAUGUCAAUAGUUGGAGACGAUAGGAUGGUCAUCGUGGCGUCCGGUGUAUGCACAGGAUGGCGCGAUGCGUUAGGUUGGGGAGUUGCAAAUCUUUCACUCUCAUGGUGCCGAGAUCACAUGAAUGACUUAGUGAUAUCCCUGGCUCACAAAUUCACGAAGCUGCAAGUUCUAUCUCUACGGCAGAUCAAGCCUCAGCUUGAAGACAGCGGCGUUGAGGCUGUGGCCAAGUACUGUCAUGAUCUGCGCGAGCUGGAUCUCAGCAGAAGCUUUCGGCUUAGUGACUGGUCCUUGUAUGCUCUGGCUCAUGGGUGCCCUCACCUCACAAGGCUCAACAUCAGCGGGUGCUCCAAUUUCAGCGACGCUGCUUUAGUGUUCCUCGGUAGCCAGUGCAAGAGCCUAAAAUGCCUGAAUCUGUGCGGGUGUGUUAGGGCAGCUUCUGACAGAGCACUUCAGGCCAUUGCCUGUAACUGCGGCCAGCUGCAAUCCUUGAACCUGGGCUGGUGCGAUAGCAUCACUGACAAAGGAGUGACCAGCUUGGCGUCAGGGUGCCCUGAACUCAGGGCUGUGGACUUGUGUGGUUGUGUUCUCAUAACAGAUGAGAGCGUGGUUGCGCUGGCGAACGGCUGCCCUCACUUGCGGUUCCUGGGGCUGUACUACUGCCAGAACAUCACGGACCGCGCCAUGUACUCGCUGGCCGCGAACGGCCGCGUGAGGAGCCAGGGCCGGGGCUGGGACGCUGCGAGGAGCGGCGGCGGCAGCAAUGACCGGGACGGCCUGGCGAGCCUGAACAUCAGCCAGUGCACGGCGCUGACUCCGCCUGCAGUGCAGGCGGUGUGCGACUCGUUCCCGGCGCUGCACACGUGCCCGGAGCGGCACUCGCUCAACAUCAGCGGCUGCCUCAGCCUCACCUCCGUGCACUGCGCCUGCGCGCUCCACCCGCACCGCGCCGGGCGAGCCAUCCUCUCCAACCACGCCUACUGAAAUCCGUGGAUCAGGCCACCGGAGACGUAGUGUCGGGUCUGUGGCGUGGUUUGGCCCGUGAUCGUGGAGCGGUGAGGAGAGCAGAUUGUGCUGAACUGCUGUUGUGUUAGAAGUGCUUGUGCUGGGUAGUUGGAACUUUGUGUGUGCGUUGAAGAUGUGUGUACCCAGAACUUGUAGAGCGACGGGGCUGAGUUUGCUGUCUGCAAAAUUAUGGACUGUGCUCUGUAGUCUGUACAUGUGGUCUUUUGCUUUUGAGGUCUUGGCUGCUGACUCUCGUGGGCAACGAUAUUUGUUUUCCGGCC